AUGGAAUCUGUAGACCAUAAGGUAGAGUCUAUACUUAGUGUUGUAUCUCUCUCAGUUCCACCUUUUUGGGACAUGGAUCCUGUUUUGUGGUUCGCUCAUCUGGAGGCUGAGUUUUAUAACCACAGAAUCACUUCCGACUACGCGAAGUAUUGCAAGCUCCUGUCCUAUCUCCCCAAGGAGAUAUCAACGCAGGUUCGUGACGUUAUCAUUUCUCAGACCGAUAACCGCUAUGAGGCUCUGAAGGAGGCCACGAUUAAGCGUGUUAUGCCCUCUGAGAAAGUUCGCCUGCAGCAGCUUUUCAGGGAUCUGCAGCUGGGCGACAAACUGCCCUCAACCCUGCUACGAGAGAUGCAGCAACUCCUUGGUUCCUCAACCAUGGACGAGACUUUACUUCGCGAACUAUGGCUACAACGGCUACCGGAAAACACGCAAGCGAUUCUCGCUACA
Molecule: messenger RNA, 447 nt
Organism: Dicrocoelium dendriticum
Lineage: Eukaryota; Metazoa; Platyhelminthes; Trematoda; Plagiorchiida; Dicrocoeliidae
Source: the annotation of a GenBank genome assembly